AUGUUGCGGGAUCCGCCUUCUGCGCUGCCGCCGGGCCGUUACCUUCGGUCGACUUGGAUUCUUCGUGAAUGGCUAUGGCGCCAGGUGGAGGAUCGUGCUGGGAUACCGGACCACCUUGUCAAGUUGAACUGGUACGUCGAACGGGCUGUGUUCCAGUACCACCCGGUUCGUGUGCAACUACGGCUGGCUGCAUCGGUUGUGGACGUCGUGCGCCGCCUUCCUAUGGUCGUUCCUUUGUGCGCGCCCUGCCGCCUGAAUGGCAUGCAGUGGUUGCCGCGCUUGCACGCGCCAUUCAUGGGGGGAGAUGCGACGAGAAUGCCCGAAGGAGUCGAGGUUCCGGCGAGCCUUUUGGAGCAGUUCCCCGAGAAGGUGAAGGAUUCGAGUGUCUUGCAGGUGCCUGGCCCGAGGGCGUCUGUGGCUUCGGAGAUCGCUGCUGGAAUCAACAUGAUGAUACCUUCGACGGAGCCGUCUCACUCGCGAUCCAAACUUAGCAGGGUCUUCGACGAAAUACUUUAUGAUCCCUUGGACGGUGGUACCAUUCGUCAGAUCAACCGCGAGGAGGCUCGUCGCAUGAUCCGAACAACGACUCUACAAUACCGAAUGAGCGCGAUUCGGAAGUGGCAUUUCGGUACGAGUUGGACCACCUACUACGAGUACCAAAGCUUUGCCCGAUCCGAUCUUGCUCGACAACUUUGGGAAGCCGAGAAAGCACGACGUGGAGCACUUCGAGAUCGCUCGCCUACGGGCCGUGGCCGUGGUUCCUCACCACGCUUGGUUACAUACCUGGCGAGGCUACAAACCGUAGGUAUUCCAGAUUGUACCACAGUCGUGAUCUUCAAGCUUGCCGACACCUUCCCACUCCAGCGAUGUUCGAUCGUUACAGAACCGACGAGAGUGCAAACCACAGGGGUCCUUCGCGACGAUGAUAUCAGACAUGCUAUGGAAGCCGCAACAGCAGCUGCGUCAGCUAAUGAUGCAAGAACAGUGGCUGAAGCAGAGAUGGAAGUCGACACCGAGAACCUGGUUUAUGAAGAUGAACCUGAAGGAGAACAUGAAGAUCCUGAUGAGAAUGCAUCUAUCGAUGAAGUUGCGGAAAGACGUCCGAUCCUUGUGAACGAAGAUCUCUUGCUCAUUGACUCGGAUCUCGUCCAAGCCCAAGUCGCCCUGCAAGUGCCUUACUUCUCAAGCACUCUGAAUUCCUUCAGUGUCGACUCCAACAUCACCGCGGCAACCUUUAUGGCUUAUGUGGUGAUCUACAGCAUGCACAAAAUCUGGAGCACCACAGUGCGAUGGUGCGACAUGAAGUACUCACAGAUGCAGAAGAGGUUUGAUCAAUAUAAGAGGUACGAUGCUGUCGGCACGUGGGGACCAAAUCUAUCAAGAGUCGAUCCACCAACAAAGAUCUCAAGGGAUGUGGAGGACGAAGAAGUCAUCGCAUUCGCUAUCUCAGAAGCGAACAUACAUGACCCCAAUGGUGAAUACCUUAUCUGCAAGUUCCGUGUGAACCAACUGCUGACAAAGCUGAUUCGCGGCGCUCACCCAAUGGGAUACCCUCGUGAACUCCUCAAGCCGGAGAAUUACCUGAACAACAGAGCACAAAACAGACUCCGGAACAGAUGCGCGUGA
Molecule: messenger RNA, 1626 nt
Organism: Symbiodinium necroappetens
Lineage: Eukaryota; Dinophyceae; Suessiales; Symbiodiniaceae
Source: the annotation of a GenBank genome assembly